Molecule: messenger RNA, 1269 nt
Organism: Rhizophagus irregularis DAOM 181602=DAOM 197198
Lineage: Eukaryota; Fungi; Glomeromycota; Glomeromycetes; Glomerales; Glomeraceae
Source: RefSeq, a predicted model, not a curated record
CCUGGUUUAGAAUAAUGAGUAAUUAUGCGAAUUUAUCCUUAUGUUCAUGUGCAUUUGUUUUUAUUUCCUCAACUGACAUAAUUAUUACUAAGAGAGUUUCUGCGGUUCUGCUUAAUGACUGGUACGAAAAUUUGCAUGAUGUAAUUAUUGAGUAUUCGAAAGUUUCUGUUAAUGACUGGUACGAAAAAUUGCUUGAUUUGGGUUUAAAGAGUUUUUUUUUUUCAUAAAUAAUGGUCAAUUUUUUUCCUUCAGAAAUAUUUUUUUUUCUUAAAUUGUAAGAAAUCCCACUUUUUCAAAAGUAUCAUUAUGGAAUCAGGAAAUAAAUUGAGAGAAUCCUCUCGUAAGAAAAUUGAGGAAUUGCUAAUCGAAGGGAAUCACAAGCGCAGUGAUAGAAGCCGAAGCCGAAGCAGAAACAACAACAGUAAAACCAACAUCAACACCAGCGAAACCAUCAAUGACGAAGUUAACGUUCUUCAGACUAAGAGAUGGCUUCCUGUAAAUUCAAAAAUUGAAGAUCGAUUAACAAAGAUUGAAAAUAAAAUCGAUACUUUAAGUAAAGAAAUACACGAGUUUAAAUCCGAAUUAAAAAAUUUACUUUCUGAUAAAAUAAAUUUGUCAUCAAGCGUUAAAGAAUCAUUCAUAGUGGUAGGAAUAUCUUUGAAAUAUUUAAUUUUAUUAUUUAUUUACGUUCUAAUUAUUUUGAUUGAAGGAUAUUUAGUACUGAACCAUGCGAGUUUUUUCUCUAAUUUUACUGAAGACGAUUGGAUCACGUAUUACAACGAGAAUAUACAUAAACAAUUAACAAAACAAGUACGGUCCGUAAGAGGAACAUUGUCCUCGAAAUCAAGGGAGGCUAUUUUUUCUAUAUUCGGAUCCCGUUUACCACCUAUAAACACAAAUGCCGGGCCGUCUGAAGUAGCAAAGUGGGAGAGAAAACCCGAAGUUAAAGAUUGUUUUGAAGGCCUGUUCAAAAAAAUGAAUCCCAAGGACAAAAAUUCUUCGAUUGUUUUAGCAAGCGUUAUUGACAGAGCCCUCCAAAAUGACCAUUCUAAUGCAGAACUUGCAUAUGUUCUUGCGAUCUGCUCAACAAUUUUAAACCCAAAUCAUGACGAAAUAAGGUGUAAAAAGAAUAUCAUGAAACAAAAAGUUAAAAAAUUUUUAAAAAAAAUCAACAGUCAAACGGGCAUAAGAUAUUCCGAUUUUGAAGAUAAUAGCUAUGAGGAAGAAGAAAGCGGAAAUGAAACUGAAGAUGAAGAUGAUGAUGUAUAA